Molecule: messenger RNA, 2927 nt
Organism: Symsagittifera roscoffensis
Lineage: Eukaryota; Metazoa; Xenacoelomorpha; Acoela; Convolutidae
Exons: 10
Coding region: 201-2831 (876 amino acids)
Molecular function (GO): protein binding
Source: RefSeq, a predicted model, not a curated record
ACGCACGUUUGAGACCAUUUUAAAAUCGGUACACUGUACACCAUACUACACGUUCUUUUUUAUGGCAUCAAAUUUGGCAUGAUAAAAUCAAACGAGUCUUCUCAAAAAUCAAUGGUCUCCAUUUGACUUACACCAGCUUUUUUUAAAACUAUUAUGUAACAAAAAUUGUUUUGAUUCCAACUUUUUUUUUUCAUUUUGGGAUGAACUAUACAAUCGACGUUCCGAGAGAGUCUCUUUCGAAUGGGGCACUCCCAUUGGACGAGAGCAAAGAUGUGCUGGCCAAUGAGAGGGAGCGACUGCUGAUCCAACAGGCAUACGAGACAGGCUACAUCCACGACGCCACCCGAGACUUCAUUCUGCAACGAACUCGACACGCCAGCAUCGAUGACGUCAUCACUAUUACGCUGAGGAGUCUGAAGUUACGCGACAUAGGUGGUGUGCAGUUCUUCUACCGGCUGACAGUUUGCAACCUGAGUGGCAACUUCAUCACAGACAUCUCACCCCUUCUCUCAUGUCCCCAUCUAGCCAAAGUGGACCUCAGCUCCAACCAGAUCACAAACUUCCCACAUCUAGACUUCUGGGCAUCUUUUUCCCGUUUGCGGAUGUUGCUGCUGCACGACAAUGGAAUCGGGAGACUCAGUUGUGUCCAGGCACUGUCAUUUGCACCUUCCAUUGAGUUCCUCACCCUCUUCGACACUCCUCUGAGUAUCAGACCCAGCUACAGACACCACGUGGUCAACUCAAUCACCACUCUCAAAGUUCUGGAUUGCCACGUGGUUUCGGACGAGGAAGUAAUUGAGGAUGCUCAUUUCACCUCGGAUAAAUUCAAGACUCAGGCCGACACCCUCUACCUCCCAUUGGCCGAAAUGCUCACAGUUCCGAAAAAGCAAUCCAACGAAGAAAGCGAAAUAUCCUCUAUUUAUAAAACAGUCACGAGAACCAAUCAGAUUUUAGCCAAAUAUUCGCCCGUUUUGCUCAUUCAGAAAACGGUUCGCGGGUUUUUUGCUCGGAAAUUUAAACGAUACCUGGUCGAAAACCGGAUUUGGAUUCCAAAAGAUAUUAUGGACGAUGACAAGGAGAUAAGAGAGGUUUCCGAUUUGGACACUUCCGCACCACCAGCACCGCCGCUGGUCGAGCAGAAAUCGGAGAACAUCGAGUCAAAUAAAGGCGAUAAUAGUAGACCAGGCGAGCCGAGAGCAGUUCGAUUCGAAGGGGACAUUUACUUGCCGAGAGACAGUCUACCGGAACAGAUGAGCACACUGAAGAUAGUAGACAAUCGACCAGUUCCGAAAGAGUACACGAGUCUGUUGCCAGAGCCACCCGUCUCCACUCCCAAAAUUCAAACCAAGGUACCACUUCCAGACAUCAAGUCUUCCAAACCUGCAGAAAAACCUCCCACACAAAUUGAUGAGUUGGUUCCCACAGGUCCAACUGAUCUGCCAGUAGACGAAAAAAGUCUGAAAAGAUUGCAGUUCCUGCUGCAAAAUGUGAACCCGGAAGACGUGCGUCCAUUUGUGAACGAGAUUGCGCAGCAGUUGCAAAUGCCAGGAGCGACAGGUGAGGUUGAUUGGCUCCAAGUGGCUUCGGGUGCUCAUCAUAUCAAGGUGGAGAAAAGAGAAAGGCUGCUCAACAAAGUCAAACAAGCAGAAGAACAGAUACAUCAACAAUCGAAAACCUCCACUAAGCCAACAGAUAAAGAAGCCGACACUGAAGUUGAUGAACAAGAGGCAGACUUAAACAUGCAAGGUUUCCGAGUUUCAUUCUACAAAAGCGAGCCUCUCAAAGAUUACCUCAUGCGAAUCAUGCAAUCGGUUAAUGAUGUUAGAACACAGCACGAGCAGUUUCACAAGGAAAAUGACAACAAGGUGGUUCCGAAGGCGCCUAAAUUUGCGUUCACAACUUUGGACCAGUUGGUUUACGCCAAACAUAAAGGCGUUAUGUCAUUGGCAACGUUCCUCGCGGUCGACAAAGCUUACUUGGCGAAAGAUAAAGAAGAGAAACUCUUAGAAAAACAGGACAAAGCUUACGAAAUGAGACUGGAGAAGAAGAAAGUGAAACAGAAGAUGAUUAUGCAAAAAAGAAAGCGGGCGAAACAGUUUUCGAAUCAGCAGGACUAUGACGAGACUAUUACUCGGGCGGCGGUGAGAGAAAGGCAGGAUUACUACAGCCAAAUGAAGGAAAAAUACAAGGAACAAGGAGAACUGCGGGAGAAGAGCCAGUCUAAAAAGCGAGAGGAUUUCAAGUUCGCACAGGAGUUUGCAAGCCACUGCUCCUCCAUCGGGAAUGCAUUGCGCAAACAUGACCUCAAAGUGAGGGGGGAGGACAGACAGCUCAUGAGGAGUCGCAGGGUCAAGGACAUGCAGGUCCAUCGAGACGACCAGAGAACCCUGAUCAAGAACUACGUAGCGCAGAGGCAGAAAGUGCUCCAAGCCGAAUCAAACGCCGAACGAACCGAGAUUGAACUGAAGAUCAUGCAGGAGAGCAAGGCUAGGAAAGACGAGAUUAAAGAUCGAGUCGAGGAGCUGAAAAGUUACAAACGAGAAGUAAAAGAAUUGUACCCCGUGCCCCUGCACAUACACGUCGGAAAACGACCUGAUAGUGAAUUUAACAUGGCCCCGAAUGAUUCUUUGUUCUCGAUUUUUACGAAUAAUUCAAUCAAUAAAGGGCGACAACGAGAAAUUAGAUCGCCACUUACCAGACUAGCCGAAAAGAAAAUUCUGACUAAUAAAUCUUAUGAUGUUAUCGCGCAAAGAGUAAGGAGCGCCGGUUCGAAUCCAGCUAGUAUACCAAGAUCGCCCGCUGCUGCUGUUGUACAUGUUAACAUGCACUGAAAAAAUGGAACUGGAGAAAACUCAACAAAUAUGCGUUUAUUUUUAACUUGAAGAUUGAUACUUGGAAUCGCCAGUAAAUCUGUUUUUCAAGCUAAA